AUGGCAAAAGAGGACAAGAAGAGAAAGCACAAAUCACAACACGACGAUGACAGCAAAAAGUCGAAAAAGAAACACCGUUCCGAGAAAAAGUCUGCCACCAAAAUCGUCAGCGUUUCUUCGCCUUCCCCAGCACCACCAGCAACUCCCAAAUCAACCUCCUACAGUGCGUUUUCAGAAAUCGUCGGCAGACUCUAUGUGCACCUUGCACCCAUGUGGGCUGGCAAUGUUAUGGAAGGUGUAACUGAACAGUUGAAUGCUUUCCUUAUGAAAUACGUUCCUCAGUUGGAUGGCAUUGUUCUUGCACACAGUGAUACUGAACUUAUUACGGAGAAGGGUCAAAUUCGCAAUGAUUCACCAUUCUGCCACUUUUUCAUUCGUGUCAAGUUUUUGGUAUGGAAGCCUAAAAAGGGAGCCAAGCUUGUGGGUCGCAUCAAUUUACAAUCCCAGGAUCAUAUUGGUCUUUUGAUUUUCGGCACAUUCAACGCAUCAAUCCCCAAGGCACGCAUACCAGCUGAUACAUAUGAAUGGCGAUCUUCUGUGGAUUCUUCAGAAGAACCAGUGACCAAGGAUCAAGAUGAGGAUGACAAUGAAGAUGAGAAUGAGGAUAUUCAACAAGAUGCUGAACAACAACGAAGCCAAUAUGGUGAAUGGAUCAACAAGUCUACGGGUGUACCUGUGGGUGGCGAUGAUGGCAUCGUUGAGUUCAAUGUAGUCGACAUCAUCGAAGCCAACGAUAUCCUUACUGUUGGAGGCUCCUUAUAG
This is a messenger RNA of Lichtheimia ornata, 762 nucleotides long. RefSeq lists its product as uncharacterized. Gene Ontology annotation, biological process: DNA-templated transcription; DNA-templated transcription initiation. The record is from RefSeq and is a predicted model, not a curated record. The coding region runs from base 1 to 762 and encodes 253 amino acids. The transcript is spliced from 4 exons. Gene Ontology annotation, cellular component: RNA polymerase I complex. Lineage: Eukaryota; Fungi; Mucoromycota; Mucoromycetes; Mucorales; Lichtheimiaceae.